AUGUUUAUGAUUUCUUUAGGAGGAGGUGGUGGAGGUGGUGGGUAUGAAGGGGGUGGAGGAGGAGGCCAUGGUGGUGGAUACGGAGGAGGUGGAGGUGGAAUCGGCCAAAGUGGAAAGAUUGUGAUUAUCAAGGUCGCUGAUGGUGGUGGCGGCGGUUAUGGUGGAGGAGGCGGCGGCGGCGGCGGCGGAUAUGGCGGAGGAGGCGGCGGCGGAUAUGGUGGGGGUGGGGGUGACCUCGGGGGUGGUUACGGAGGAGGAGGUGGGGGUGGUCAUGGAGGGGGGAAAGGGGGUGGUGGAUACGGAGGGGGAGGAGAUUUUGGCGGGGGUGGGGGCUAUGGAGGAGGUGGUCAUGGAGGGGGAAAAGGGGGUGGUGGCGGCGGAUACGGAGGGGGAGGAGAUUUUGGUGGGGGAGGAGGUGGAGGAGGUUAUGGGGUGGUUUCGUCGUCAUACGGAGGAGGGGGAGGAGGAGGGUAUGGCGGAGGGGGUGGAAAAGGAGAUGGGGGAGGAGGGUACGGAGGAGGAGGCGGAGGCGGAAAAGGGGGUGGAGGAGGUGCUUAUGGUGGGGGUGGGGGUGGAGACUUUGGGGGUGGGGGCAGUUAUGGCGGUGGAGGAGGUGGGGGUGGAGGAAAAGGUGGUGGCGGUGGAUCCUAUGGAGGAGGUGGUGGAGGAGGGGGAGGAAAAGGAGAUGGAGGGAAAGCCCACGGUUACGGCGGUGGUGGUGGAUACAGUGGGGGCGGCGGCAGUGGUGGAUACAGUGGGGGCGGCGGCAGUGGUGGAUACAGUGGGGGCGGCGGCAGUGGUGGAUACAGUGGGGGCGGCGGCAGUGGUGGAUACAGUGGGGGCGGCGGUGGAAGUGGUGGAUACAGUGGGGGCGGUGGGGGUGGUGGAUACAGUGGGGGCGGUGGGGGUGGUGGAUACAGUGGGGCGGUGGGGGUGGUGGAUACAGUGGGGGCGGCGGGAGUGGGGGUGGGGGUGGAUACAGUGGGGGCGGCGCCGGUGGUGGAUACAGUGGGGGCGGUGGGGGUGGAGGCGGAUACAGUGGGGGCGGCGCCGGUGGUGGAUACAGUGGGGGCGGUGGGGGAGGCGGAUACAGUGGGGGCGGCGGCGGUGGAAAAGGAGGUGCGAAAAAACCUCGCAUAG
Folsomia candida is the source of this 1140-nucleotide messenger RNA. RefSeq names its product glycine-rich cell wall structural protein 1.8-like. NCBI's taxonomy places the organism in Eukaryota, Metazoa, Arthropoda, Collembola, Entomobryomorpha, Isotomidae. The transcript has 16 exons. The record is from RefSeq and is a predicted model, not a curated record. The coding region runs from base 1 to 1140 and encodes 379 amino acids.